AUUAAAAAUGAAAUCGGCACUAGAUUUUCUAAUCUCAUAAUUCAAGGAAGUUUGUUAUACGUUCAUAAUUGGAUGCAAAAUAAUUUCAAAAGCCUUAGAAAUUCAAGUAAUUGCCCUUCAAUCAUAGUUGCUGUGGCCGGUUCAUGGCUCUGUAUUCUGGGUGCAAUUUAUCUCGAAAAGGGUGCCAUUAACCCACUUAUGCUCUUUAUACCUAUUAUUCAAUCUCAUGAACACAAAUACCUCCAAAUAGUUACAAGAUUAUUUGAAUCAUUGCAUCUUGCUGCUGAGCGAUUAAGAAAUUUCUAUAAGACCUUGAUUCCUUUAAGUGAUUGCCAAUAG
Messenger RNA from Dentiscutata erythropus, 339 nucleotides. NCBI's taxonomy places the organism in Eukaryota, Fungi, Glomeromycota, Glomeromycetes, Diversisporales, Gigasporaceae. The record is from the annotation of a GenBank genome assembly.